CCGGCCGGACCGCUUUUGGUAAAGCACCUCUGUGCUUUUUCCUGACCAAGAUGGCGCUGCCCGUAGUACGAUGCUGUUUGCAGAGAGUUUUUGCUCAGAGUCCUAGCCAUAUUUCCUCUAGAAUUGUCCAGUAUCCUGCAGUGGUUCCUUGUUUUACCAACUUACUUGUUCCCAGUAGAAAGUAUGCUGCAAAUCUCAUGUAUCAAAUACGUAUUUGUUCUGUUGAAUCAGAUAAUGUGGAUUUUUAUUUCUUUUCUCUUUUAUACUUCCAGAAAAGUGUGGGGCCAUUUAUUAGUACUCUUUUGUUGCCUUACCGUUUCACAGAUACCAUCCCCAAGAUUUUAGUAUUCACACAGGAUUCAAAAGAAGCAGAUCUAGCAAUAGAAAAUGGAGCUACCAUCGUAGGAGGAAUCGAGUUAAUUAAGCCGAUUUUAAAUGAGGAAAUUGAGGCAGAUUUUUACAUCGCAGUGCCUGACAUAACAACAAAAAUUAACCCUUUAAGGAAUUUUCUGAAACAAAAGUACCCUUCCAUCAAAAAUGGUACUAUUACUUACAAUAUCCCCGAGACGCUUAAUUUCUUCAAAGUCUGCCAUGAAUAUGAAGUGACCAAUGACAACCUCAUCCAAACCCCGUUUGCAAUGCUGGACAUGCCUAAUGACGAGAUACUUGCCAAUCUGGACAGCAUUAUUAAGGACAUUUGCAAACGCAAAACUUCAAAACACGGUUCUUUUGUAACGAGUAUGCGCGUUCGAAGUUCAACCAGCGAAGCCUUGGAUGUGAAAUUCGAACAAUUUCUCCCCGAAGAAGCUCUGGAACAGAAGUCGGAAGAAGCUGAAAGGAUCAGUGAAGAGGAAAAGCAAGAACCAGAUGAUUAGAAAGGCUGCAGAAAUGUCAUUUCCCUUGUGUCAAAAUUAUAAAGGGCAAGCAGUCCUUGUAGCUUCAUCCAGAGUUUCCUUCAAGUUCUGGUCCUGCAUGAGAAGUUUGCAUCAAUUUCAAAGACAAUUGAAUUGUCUCGAAACCUGAAGCUCCUUAGCGCUGUUAGAUCAACACUCCCCAAAGUUUGGGGGCUAGAAAUAUCUAGGAAUCAGUGGUGAAAUCCGAAUUUUUUUACUACCGGUUCGGUGGACGUGGCUUGGUGGGCAUGCAAAAUCCCCAUUCCCAUCCCACUCCAGGGGAAGGAUACUGCAAAAUCCCCAUUCCCAUCCCAUUCCAGGGGAAGGAUACUGCAAAAUCCCCAUUCCCACCCCACUUUGGGGCCAGCCAGAGGUGGCAUUUGCCGGUUCUCCGAACUGCUCAAAAUUUCCGCUACCGGUUCUCCAGAACCUGUCAGAACAGUAAACAGUAGCAGAGUUGGAAGGGUCCUUGGAGGUCAUCUAGUCCAACCCCCCUGCUGACGCAGGAGACCUGUACUAGGGAUUCGAACUGCUGAACUGGCGACCUUUCUGAUCGACAAGCUCAGUGUCUAGCCACUGAGCCACCUAGCCUAGCCACUGAGGAAUUAUUGAUAUUACAGGGUCGUCACAUCUGGAAAGCCUGUUGUUUGUAAAAAAAAAAAAAAAGAUGUAAUUGCACGUUUUAUUAAAAAUGAAAAGCUUUGUACUGUUUUUAUUGAUUGUGGAAGCCCUCGUGUCCCUCAGGUUUCUGUUUUAGUUGUGGUUUUUUUUUCAA
This is a messenger RNA of Ahaetulla prasina, 1668 nucleotides long. It is a transcript of the gene MRPL1, whose product is annotated as mitochondrial ribosomal protein L1. The transcript is spliced from 8 exons. The coding region runs from base 51 to 875 and encodes 274 amino acids. The record is from RefSeq and is a predicted model, not a curated record. NCBI's taxonomy places the organism in Eukaryota, Metazoa, Chordata, Lepidosauria, Squamata, Colubridae.